This is a messenger RNA of Acaromyces ingoldii, 634 nucleotides long. RefSeq lists its product as hypothetical. The transcript is spliced from 2 exons. Bases 203 to 601 code for a protein of 132 amino acids. The record is from RefSeq and is a predicted model, not a curated record. NCBI's taxonomy places the organism in Eukaryota, Fungi, Basidiomycota, Exobasidiomycetes, Exobasidiales, Cryptobasidiaceae.
GAGAGUGUCACGCGGGGAAGCGAGGACACUGGCGAUCGGGAUUGGAGUUAUUGACGCCGUAGUAGAGAAGGUACAGUACAUAAGAUGAGACGUGGGCGCCUCUCCUCCCUUUAGGCCUAUGUAACCAGCGGUACUGCUGCUACACAUCGUCGCACUUGUCCCGACAAAGGUUAGAACUACAUCGGACACUGACGAAGAUACCAUGACGGAUAGUAGGUCAUACCACGGCGUCGAGGGGUCUGUCUAUGUCUUGCCAGCCGACGAGGCUGAGACGGAGCGGCUCUCGUUGCAGCACCGCGUCCUGACACGAGCAUUUGAAGGACGCCUGUGGACCGCGCCACUGGACGUCAAGCAGCUCGAGCGAGCCGACGUGCUGGACAAUGCAACGGGAAAUGCGAGCAUCAUUUACGAGACCGCUUCGUUCUUUGCUAAUAUCUGGAAGUCAGUUGGCAGUCCGGAAGCCAAACACGCCUUCACGGGCAUCCAUUUCAAACCUGAGGCAGCCGGUCUUGAUCUCUUGUUCGUUGACCUGUCACGUAAAUCAUUAUCCAGUCAGCAGAAAGAGCCAGAACCACGACCGGCGCUUAUCGGAUUGGAGUAAAAUGCACCAGUGUGUCAGAAGGGCAAAGUCGUC